GGGUCAUCCGGUGAAAUAAAUCUAUGCAUUUGUGAUAUUUAGUAUUUAGACUGAACGGAAAAGCUAAAACACCCCGAGGGACGGAUAGGAGAAUGUAUAACGCAGUACCUCGGGGAAUUAUUUCAUUUUCCCUCGCUUUUAGUUUGAAGUGAUCACCUGGCUAAUGAAAUUGUGUUUCAACAUUUCAUAGUUUCCUAAGGGAAUCUUUCACAUUUAAUUGGUUGUAAUUCGUAUGGAUUUGAUAAAUGAUAUUAUACAUAUAAACAAUCAAGACAUUCUAUAGAAACUCGUCUUAACGGAGCUAAUUUGUUUAACUACGUAGAAAACCCAACUUCAUACUGGAGCUGAAACUUUCCAUGCCGGAGACAGGGCGCAGGCUGUCCCCGAGUACCAAUUCCUCGCCGUCACCCGUGCAGACGCAAAAUGGCGGGUACACGAGUAAAAUAUCGGGCGUCCCGUGUCCAGCAACGCCUACUCGUUAUACAGCACCUGUUCACAUUGACGUUGGCGGAGUAAUCUACACGUCUUCAUUAGAAACGCUUACACGAUUUCCAGAGUCCCGUCUUGCAAAGAUGUUUAACGGUAGCAUACCGAUAGUUUUGGAUACCCUAAAACAGCACUACUUUAUAGACAGAGAUGGGAAAAUGUUCCGCUACAUCCUAAAUUACAUGCGCACUGCCAAACUCUUACUUCCGGAAAAUUUCAGUGAAAUGAACCAGCUUUACGAGGAAGCCAAAUAUUUUGAUAUUCCAGGGAUGGUUAGAGAAAUAGAAAUCAUGCGAAGGGGAAAGAAUGUAAAGAAAGAAAAAAUGGACACUUCUUUUGACAAUGGUAAAACUUCUGAAAGAGACUCUUUCUGCGACUGUAUUGCAGUGAGCAUUAGUCCAGAUCUCGGAGAACGGAUAUCAUUAAGUGCUGAGCGUUAUUUGAUUGAAGAAGUGUUUCCCGAACUAAAUACCGCGUUACUGGAUUCCAGGAAUUCCGGCUUCAACAUGGACAAUCGUUACGUCAUUCGUUUCCCGCUGAACGGUUUCUGUAAAUUAAAUUCAGUACAAGUGUUUCAAAGACUGUUGAAUCAUUCUUUCAAAAUCGAAGCAGCAACUGGAGGAGGUGUCGAGGGCCAACAGUUUUGUGAAUAUUUGCUCGUAAGACGGAACUGUAAAGCUAUUUAGGCAGGCGUUGUUGCCUUCACAUUUUGAAAAAAAAAAGAACAAUUUUUGAAAUCCAUUUACUUACUAUAUGUAUACGCCUGUGAAUUGUAUUGUUUCCACUUUCAGGGAACCAUUUGCGCCAUUUUUUUCCUUUCUCAUACUGUUGUACAAUUAUGUUUCUCCUUAUUUCUUCCCAAGUUAUUCGGACCAAAUUAAUCAAAGAAAAAAUGGUCAUAUUAAUAAUUACUUAACUAAGAACAGACCAUUUAUAUUUUCAUUUUUCUUUGAAAGGAAUUCGUACCAAGAUAUUUCAGGAUUUUUUGUGUAUAGAAUCUUCUAUGUGAUGUGAUAUUUUUUUCAACAUGCCAGUAACAAUGUUAACAUAGACGUUUUGUUGUUCAUUCUUCAGUUGUAUUAGCAUUAAUUAGUACUUCUAAAUUGGAUUAUAAUACUAUCUUUGGCAUAAUAUACGCCUACAUGUUCUCUGUCAAAAUACGCUCUUCAAUUGUACAUUAUGUACCUAUCUCAUGUAAAUUGUUACUUAACACAAUUUGUUAAACGUA
Messenger RNA from Ruditapes philippinarum (Manila clam), 1714 nucleotides. RefSeq names its product BTB/POZ domain-containing protein kctd15-like. Bases 357 to 1172 code for a protein of 271 amino acids. The record is from RefSeq and is a predicted model, not a curated record. Gene Ontology annotation, molecular function: protein binding. Gene Ontology annotation, biological process: protein homooligomerization. The transcript is spliced from 3 exons. NCBI's taxonomy places the organism in Eukaryota, Metazoa, Mollusca, Bivalvia, Venerida, Veneridae.